This is a messenger RNA of Diceros bicornis minor, 2327 nucleotides long. RefSeq names its product RAB37, member RAS oncogene family (gene RAB37). Gene Ontology annotation, cellular component: endosome; Golgi apparatus. The transcript is spliced from 9 exons. Lineage: Eukaryota; Metazoa; Chordata; Mammalia; Perissodactyla; Rhinocerotidae. Gene Ontology annotation, molecular function: GTP binding; GTPase activity. The record is from RefSeq and is a predicted model, not a curated record. Gene Ontology annotation, biological process: protein secretion; regulation of exocytosis. Bases 47 to 781 code for a protein of 244 amino acids.
UGUCCCUCGCCCGCCGCCUGCCCCAGCUCACCUCUCGUCCAGGGACAUGACAGGCACGCCUGGCGCCGCUGCAGCCCGGGAUGGCGAGGCCCCCGAGCGCUCCCCGCCCUGCAGUCCGAGCUACGAUCUCACGGGCAAGGUGAUGCUUCUGGGAGACUCGGGCGUCGGCAAAACCUGUUUCCUGAUACAAUUCAAAGAUGAGGCCUUCCUGUCCGGGACCUUCAUAGCCACCGUCGGCAUAGACUUCAGGGUGAGGUGGCUGCAGGCUCCUCCUCCCAGCAGUGAGCCAGGGGGCUACAACUCAGACCCAAGGAACAAGGUGGUGACCGUGGAUGGUGUGAGGGUGAAGCUUCAGAUCUGGGACACAGCAGGACAGGAGCGGUUCCGCAGCGUCACCCACGCUUAUUACCGAGACGCCCAGGCCUUGCUCCUGCUGUACGACAUCACCAACAAGUCUUCCUUCGACAACAUCCGGGCCUGGCUCACUGAGAUCCAUGAGUAUGCCCAGAGGGAUGUGGUGAUCAUGCUGCUAGGCAACAAGGCGGAUGUGAACAAUGAACGAGUGAUCCGUUCGGAGGACGGAGAGACGCUGGCCAGGGAGUAUGGAGUUCCCUUCAUGGAGACCAGUGCCAAGACAGGCAUGAAUGUGGAGUUAGCCUUUCUGGCCAUUGCCAAGGAGCUGAAACACAGAGCCAGGCAGCAGGCCGAUGAACCCAGCUUCCAGAUCCGAGACUAUGUGGAGUCCCAGAAGAAGCGGCCUGGCUGCUGCUCCUUCUUGUGACUCCCAAGGGGCUGAGAGGAGGCUCCAGAGGCCCACGAGGAUGCAGCCUUCUCCCCCAGACCUGGCUUACUCUGAGCAGCUAAGCCAGUGGGGAGAGAACUGGGGGACCCAGUGCACAGGCCUUCCUUCCCAAGAGGGAGCUGUACUACCUACUUCCUGGACUUCCCUGCAUCUCCAGGGAGGGUAAAAUAUUUAUAUUUCAUUUUAAUGAUACACAAUUUAAUACAAAAAAAGGCACCAGAAAGCCCAGGUAAGGACCUGGUGGCCCUUUUGCCUUCUAGUGCUAGGACUGAGGGGUCGGGGCCUACCUCCUAGCCACAAUGAGGGCAGUAUUGCUCAGCUCAGCACCAGGGGACACUGAUGCACUUCAGUGACCCCCUUCCCACUCUCACUUCAGCUGGAGAGAGGCUUCAUGUCCUCCAGCUUCCCAGGGAACAAUCUUCCCCACUAAGACAGGGCCCUUGUGCUGGGAGCUAGACCAAAACCUCAGGGAAGAUAGGAGAUAUGGAGAUUGGGCAGGGACUCUGCUCCCUGGGAGGGGGAGAGAGGAGUAGCAGAGAUUAGGUCUGUUUGGCUACCUCUGGCCCUACUAACGCCCCUCCAGGAGGUGUACCCUUUCCCUCCAGCCCACAAGCACACUGGGGCACCUGGAAACAUUUGGUUCCUGUUCCCCAGACCUCAGAUCCCAGGGAAGCCCCUCCUCCAUGAAUCCCUGGUCUUAUCUACCUUUCUGGCUGUGCCCCUACACACCUAAGGUCCCAGCUAGGGAAAGGUGGUUCUUCUGUCCCAACCCUUUAGCAGGUAUGCAGCCCCCAGGCUACUUCAAGCAGCUGUAGUGCUUCUACUGGGAAAAAACCAGAUAAAGAGAAACCACCUGGAGCAGGUGGGAGGCAGAAUUGAGUAAACCUUGCCCUACAUGUAUGCCCCUAAACCCAAGCGCUGCCUCCUCCCUGACACCCACGCCCAUUUUUUCCCAGACAGACGCAGACUCAAAACUGCUCUAUCUCCCUUUCUACUAAGCCAGGUUAGAGAGUGAGAGGUCAUCCAAUUCUGGUAAACCAAUGCAAUGUGUGCAAAAUAAGGUCAUGUGGGUAAGACUGGGGUAGGGAAGGGGCGGCAAGGAGUUACGGGAGCGAAGGUCACAACUCUCCCAAAGCCCUUACCCCAGCAAUCAGAAGGGCCAGGGUACAUGAAGGUCAUGACCUAAAGCACCUUACUCCAGCUCUCUGGGCCAUGGGUGGGGAGAGACACCUUUGCUCCAGCUCUCCAAGUCAGGGGCGGGGGAGAGGGAUAGAAAGAGGCAUGCACUGCACAUUUCUGAGGCUACUGCACUUGCUUCCACGGCAGAAAUCUUGCUCUCUGAGCAGAGUCAGCAGCUCCAACUUGGGCCAGAUAAGGAAGCUCUCCCGAGCAGAGCAGGGAGGAGCCUGACCUUGCCGGCUCUUCUGGGGCCCAAGGCAGGUCACAGGCGAUCCAAUCAUGUAGGCUGUACUGGGCCUCCAGCAUUUGUGUUUUCCAGAAUUAAACUGCAGUAUUUUGGAAAGUA